CGCACUCGGCGCGGGGGGGCGCCCUUCCCAGCUCGCGCCGCUCAGCUCCCGCGCGCCGGGGUUCCGCCCCCACCUCCGCCCGCACUCAGAGAGCCGCCGGCCUCGCCACCGGACAGGCCAGUCCGCGGGGCGACGCGAGCGUCCUCCUUCUGUCCCUGGGCAGCGAGGGCUCUGCCGGCCCGCACGGAGUGCGCCGCGGCCGGAGGGAGAGCGCACGGAGCGCGAGCCGCUCAGAGGCUGGGCAGUCCGCCCGAGCCGUGCGGAACCUUCGGACAAUGGGGCCGCGGCGGCUGCUGCUGGUGGCCGCCGGACUCAGUCUGUGCGGCCCCCUGCUGUCGGCCCGCACUCGAGGCCGCAAGCCCGAGUCAAAAGCAACCAAUGCUACUGUGGAUCCCCGGUCAUUUUUUCUCAAGAAGACUGAAAUAUUUGAACCAUUCCCACUGCAUGAUGAUGAGGAGAAAAACAGGAGCAGGUUCCCUGAAGACAGACUAAGCCCCAUCAAUAUAAGUCAUCCUCUUCAAAAACUGCACCCUGUGUUUAUCUCAGAAGAUGCCUCAGGGUAUCUUACCAGCACCUGGAUGACACUUUUUAUCCCCUCUGUCUACACUGGCGUGUUUGUCAUAAGCCUUCCUCUGAAUAUCAUGGCCAUUGUUGUGUUUAUCUUGAAGAUGAAGGUCAAGAAGCCCGCUGUGGUGUACAUGCUGCAUCUGGCCACGGCGGACGUGCUCUUCGUGUCAGUGCUCCCAUUCAAGAUCAGCUAUUACUUUUCCGGCAGCGAUUGGAGAUUUGGUUCCGAAAUGUGUCGCUUUGUCACCGCAGCCUUUUACUGUAACAUGUACGCCUCCAUCAUGCUCAUGACAGUCAUAAGCAUUGACCGGUUUUUGGCCGUGGUGUACCCCAUCCAGUCCCUCUCCUGGCGUACCCUGGGGAGGGCUGCCUUCACUUGUCUGGCCAUCUGGGCUCUGGCCAUUGCGGGGGUGGUGCCUCUCCUUCUCAAGGAACAAACCGCCCAGGUGCCGGGGCUCAAUGUCACCACCUGCCAUGACGUGCUCAGUGUAACCCUCCUCAAAGGCUACUAUGCCUAUUACUUCUUAGCCUUCUCUGCUGUCUUCUUCUUUGUGCCCCUGAUCGUUUCCACCAUCUGUUACGUGUCUAUCAUUCGAUGCCUUAGCUCCUCUGCGGUCGCCAACCGGAGCAAGAAGUCCCGGGCUUUGUUCCUUUCGCUUGCUGUUUUCUGCAUCUUCCUCCUCUGCUUUGGACCCACAAACGUCCUCCUGAUUCUGCAUUACUCCUUCGUUUCUCAGGAGUCUACCACAGAGGCUGCCUACUUUGCCUACCUCCUCUGUGUCUGUGUCAGCAGCAUCAGCUGUUGCAUUGAUCCCUUGAUUUACUAUUAUGCCUCUUCCGAGUGCCAGAGGUACCUCUGCAGCAUCUUAUGCUGCAGAGAAAGUUCUGAUCCCAGCAGCUACAACAGCAGCGGUCAGCUGAUGGCCAGCAAAAUGGAUACCUGCUCAAGUCACCUGAAUAACAGCAUAUACAAAAAGCUCUUAACUUAGGGAAAGGGGCUGCUGAUGAGUUAAAAAGAAGAGCUUAAAAAAGCGAAUAGCCUGAGGGUUCUAUUAGUCCCCACCAAAAAAGUAUUUAC
Messenger RNA from Mustela erminea (ermine), 1645 nucleotides. RefSeq names its product coagulation factor II thrombin receptor (gene F2R). Gene Ontology annotation, cellular component: membrane. The transcript has 2 exons. The record is from RefSeq and is a predicted model, not a curated record. NCBI's taxonomy places the organism in Eukaryota, Metazoa, Chordata, Mammalia, Carnivora, Mustelidae. Gene Ontology annotation, molecular function: thrombin-activated receptor activity. The coding region runs from base 276 to 1556 and encodes 426 amino acids. Gene Ontology annotation, biological process: thrombin-activated receptor signaling pathway; positive regulation of Rho protein signal transduction; positive regulation of blood coagulation.